GCGUGGUCAGUGGACGUUUUCAUCUCCAAACAGACAUUUUUGCCAUUCCUCUUAACGGCUUUGCCCGACCUUGGCAACAGAAAACUCGCCUGGAUUUAUUCUAUAAAGGCUUUUUGGAUAUUGCUCGGAUAUCAGAAUCAAGAUGUUCUACACGUGUGGACCCAAUGAAGCCAUGGUGGUGUCUGGCUUUGGCCGUUCUCCUCCUCUUAUGAUUGCUGGAGGAAGAGUGUUUGUAUUCCCAUGUAUUCAGCAGAUCCAGAGAAUCACCCUCAACACCCUGACUCUGAAUGUUAAGAGUGACAAAGUCUACACCCGCCAUGGUGUCCCUAUCUCUGUCACCGGCAUUGCACAGGUGAAGAUCCAGGGCCAGAACAAGGAGAUGUUGGCCACUGCCUGCCAAAUGUUUAUGGGCAAGUCUGAGGCUGAGGUUGCCCAGAUUGCACUUGAAACACUAGAGGGACACCAGAGAGCCAUUAUUGCCCAUUUGACUGUGGAGGAGAUCUACCAGGACCGUAAGAAGUUCUCCGAGCAGGUCUUUAAGGUGGCCUCCUCUGACUUGGUCAACAUGGGAAUAGGUGUUGUCAGCUACACGCUCAAAGAUGUUCAUGAUGAUCAGGACUACCUUAAUUCCCUGGGUAAAGCCAGAACAGCCCAGGUCCAGAAGGAUGCCAGGAUUGGAGAGGCUCAGUAUAAACGGGAUGCUGUCAUCCGGGAAGCCCAUGCGAUGCAAGUGAAGGUGUCUGCUCAGUACGAGAAUGAAAUUGAGAUGGCAAAAUCCCAGAGAGACUACGAGCUGAAGAAGGCCGCCUAUGAUGCUGAGGUCAACACCAAGAAGGCUGAGUCAGAAAUGGCCUAUCAGCUUCAGGUGGCCAAGACAAAGCAGCGCAUUGAGGAGGAGACGAUGCAGGUUCAGGUGGUGGAGAGGACACAGCAGAUUACUCUGCAGGAGCAGGAGAUCAUCCGUAAGGAGAUGGAGCUGGAGGCCAAAGUCAAGAAGCCUGCAGAAGCAGAGAAAUACCGACUGGAGAAGCUGGCCGAGGCUCAGCGCCUGCAGCUCAUUAUGGAGGCUGAGGCCGAGGCUGAGUCCAUCAGAAUGAAGGGUGAGGCAGAGGCUUUUGCCCUGGAGGCUAAGGGCCGUGCUGAGGCUGAGCAGAUGGCCAAGAAGGCGGAGGCCUUCAAGCAGUACAAAGAAGGAGCCAUGGUGGACAUGCUGCUGGAGAAACUGCCACUGAUGGCAGAGGAGAUUAGCAAGCCACUGUCGGAAGCCCACAAGGUAACCAUGGUUUCCAGUGGCAGCUCAGAAGUGGGAGCAGCCAAACUGGCCGGAGAGGUGCUAGAUAUCAUGACCAGGCUGCCAACCACUGUGGAGAAACUUACCGGAGUCAAUAUUUCCCAGACUGGAGCAAGGACCACCCUUGUGCGUUAAGAAGAGAGGGAGAAUAGAAGUAAUCAGGAGAGGUGUCACCAAUAGCCAGACUAAGAGCUCCAAAUCUCCACCUUGUGCCGACAACCACUGUAAUGACAUCGGCAACAGCGUAGCCCUGUCCGAUUGUCUGUGUGCAUGCAUUUCACUUGUGUGUCUCUCUUGCCGGUUCCUCCUCCAUCUAAAAGGGAUGGGAAUUUUUCUUCCACCUUAAUGUCGUUUCUUUUUCAUGUCCCUGAUCUGAGCUGUUGUGUUUUCUGGGAUUCGAUUGUUGAUGAAGCUACUUAGUCUGCCUGGAGGAGACAAAAACAUCAGCCCACUUUAGCCAGUGAUAGUAGAAGUAAAAAUUCCUGUCAGUCUUUUUAUACUUGACCAUCAGUAUGCAAGUUUUUACCUUCUUACUAUAAAAUGCCUCAUUAUCCCUGUAUAGGGACUGGGUCAAUAAACUGUUCUUUUUUUUUUUACUUUUUAAUGUAGAAGAAAAGGAUUUUUUCUUUUCUGUGCCUUUCAAUUUAAUGAAUGCUGUUGAGGUCUUUUUAUCACAGCAUCUCCUCACACUUUUGGGAGUGGGCGUAUUGAUACUAUCAUCAUAGUUUUAUACUAUUUAUUUAACACUACCUAGCUUUGUGGUGAUCAUAAAAAGACAGACAGACCUGGGGUGGCUCUAGUUUACUCCACAGGUCUCUUGGUUGUAACCGAUUACAUUACUGGGCCCAAAAUAAUAUCAGUUGCACUGCAAGUGGAAGGAUUUUCUUUGUGCUUCAGAAUGAAGGGAAAGGAAGUGGAUAAUGGAAGCCAGUCGAAAGUAUGCAAGUAUGAGCUGAAAGUAUGUUGAUGUGGAAGAAAACAGUUUUUGACUUUUGCUGCAGUGUCCUCUGGAGUGGUGACCUUUAUAUUGCAAAAGUACAGAAGGACCAUCACUAACUAACCAACUAAUGAUGUUUUUGCUGCCUUGAGUUUAAAUUGCAACAUGGGAGAUAGUAUGAUUUUUGCUGUCUUUUUUAUUCAUUGUACUGAUUUUUCCAUUACAAUUUGAGGGUGAUUUUUAGGUCUUGUAGGUGUAGGAGGUUUUUGAUGACAGCCCAGUACCUCUGAUUGGGAGCCCGGGGGCAGUGUUUCCUCUUUCUUCAGAUGCCUCACCAACUGUCCAAAGUUUUCCAGCUACCAAGCCUUAGCACUUUGUUACCAACAAGUGCCUGGUUAAAACUCCAAAACAGCCAAGUCAAGUUGACUUCUCUAGUUAAGCUUAUCACUUAAUCUAUCAGGGAAUAAUUCCUUAUAUAUGAUAACUAAUCAUAAGCCAUUAGCCAUUGCUGUAGAUGAAAACCAAAACAGUCUCUACUCCUUUUAUAUGUUCUUGUGACUAAUCUUUUACUUUUCUUUAAAAAUGUGUUGCUGUAUGUCUUUUAAAGUAACCCAAGAAGUGGUUAUAGUGUCAAAUAGUAAAGAUUUGUAUGUAGUGAAAUGUUCUAAGACAAUAAAAUAUGGCUUAAUCACUGAAA
Xiphias gladius (swordfish) is the source of this 2925-nucleotide messenger RNA. RefSeq names its product flotillin 1b (gene flot1b). The transcript is spliced from 13 exons. Gene Ontology annotation, cellular component: plasma membrane. Gene Ontology annotation, biological process: positive regulation of cell-cell adhesion mediated by cadherin; regulation of receptor internalization; positive regulation of cell junction assembly. Bases 143 to 1426 code for a protein of 427 amino acids. The record is from RefSeq and is a predicted model, not a curated record. Lineage: Eukaryota; Metazoa; Chordata; Actinopteri; Istiophoriformes; Xiphiidae.